UCUACACCGCACCUCCAGAUCUUCCUCGGCCCCCCACCUGCAGCGCGAUAGAGUAGAGCACAUCCACUCCACACGUUUGACUGCCCAACCGAAUUGAUAGACGCACAUGGGCCACAUUACCGAUACAGGGACCGACAGACAAUAGAUAAUCCUACCCACCCCCACCAGCAUGAAGCUCCUUCGACCCGGACCUGGGUUCUUCCCACGAAUACGUCCUUGUCCACUGCAAGCCUCGAAGUCGGCGGCUUUCUUGAUCUUGUCCGCACGCAGAACUAUGACGACCGCAACGAAGAUCACGCUACCACGGACGCCGUUGUUCGAGGCUAUCUCGAAACACCCGCAGGAUAAGACUGCGAUCGUUCAUUCCGCGUCGGGGAAGAAGUUCUCGUAUGGUUCGCUACUGGGAGAUAUCGCCGCGAUGAGGGCGAGGAUAUUGGUAUCCGUUGACGGGAAAGACGGGGUUAAAAGCGGGGACCUGCGGGAAAAGAGAGUUGCAUUGCUCGUGGAGAAUGGAUAUGAAUAUGUGGUGGGGCUUCUCGCCGUGAUUGCAUCUGGCGGCAUAGCCGUGCCUUUGUGUACCGCUCAUCCCGCGAAAGAAAUGCGAUACGUCCUCGGUGACUCUACGCCCUCGGCGCUGAUUGCUACGCCCAAGUUUCGGGCGCGGGCGGAGGAGAUUUUGGACUCCGACACCUCCCGCCUGCUACAACUCGAAGAGCUCGCGCCAGAACGAGAACAAGAAGUGGAUGUGGAGCUACGGGCCAACGAUUGGAAGGAGACGAAGCGUGGGGCGCUGAUCAUUUACACGAGCGGAACGACGAACCUCCCGAAGGGCGUGGUUUCAACCCAUACCUCACUGUCGGCACAGGCGUCGUCGCUGAUUACUGCUUGGGAAAUGUCGCCCAGUGAUCACCUACUCCAUGUGCUCCCGCUCCACCAUGUGCAUGGAAUUGUGAAUGCUACAUUCGCGCCCCUCAUGUCCGGCGGGGUAAUCGAGUACUUAUUCCCGUUCUCACCCUCAACGGUAUGGUCCCGUCUCAUCGCGGGCGUCGCCCAACCGGACGAUCCCACAAAACGCGAUCCGAUUACACUCUUCAUGGCCGUACCCACAAUCUACAACCGCUUAAUCUCCAGCCUCCCCUCCCAGCCCCCUGAAAUCCAAAACUCGGCAGCAACAGCAAUCCAAUCCCUCCGGCUAGCUAUCUCCGGCUCCGCCGCCCUACCAUCCAGCAUCCGCGAAAACUGGCGGAAUCUUGCCGGAACCUUCACAGGUGGCGGUAGCAUGCUCGAGCGCUACGGCAUGACCGAAAUCGGGAUGGCAUUAUCCAACCGUCUCGAGAAGCGCGUGAACAACGCCGUCGGCUGGCCACUCCCCGGUGUCGAAGCGCGCCUUGUCGAUAUAGAAACCGGCGACCCCAUCACGCAGCCCAACGUUUCCGGCGAGAUUCAAAUCCGUGGGCCGACCGUCUUCCGUGAGUACUGGAACAAGCCUGAGGCCACCGCGAAGGAGUUUGUCGAAGGCGACUGGUUCAAGACGGGGGAUGUGGCAACGAUGGAUGCCGACGGCUGCUAUUUCAUCCAUGGUCGGCGAAGCGUCGAUAUCAUCAAGUCGGGUGGCGAGAAGAUCUCGGCGCUGGAGGUUGAGCGGGAGAUUCUGGAGCUGCCACAGGUGAAGGAGGCGGCUGUUGUGGCGAUUCCUGAUCCCGACUGGGGGCAAAGGGUUGCGGCUGUGGUUGUUCUCAGUGAGCAGGCGGUAAAGGAGGGGUGGCAGUUGGAGCAGAUGAGGACUGAGAUGAAGAAGCGCAUUGCCGGCUACAAGGUUCCGACUAUUAUGAGGAUUGUGGACGAGAUUGAGAGGAAUCAGAUGGGAAAGAUCAAUAAAAAGACUUUGAUCAAGAGCGUAUUUGCGGAUAUUCUCUGAGGAGUGGCUAAGUUACAGCGUUAUGGUAUAAGAUAGAAUACAGGAGGUUACUCUCUGCUAUUAUUUUAUAUACAUGAACUGGUUGCUCGAACUGGCAAGUGCAAUGUCGGAGCAUGCUCCCCACGCAUCUCUAUCCGUGGCAAUUGUGGACAGGUCAUUCCAGCAAAACAUCGAUGUCCGCAGUGCCAAAAGAAGAUAUCAAUGAUUUCACCCAGGCUCGAUCUGGGGACCUUGUGUGUGUUAGACACAUGUGAUAACCAACUACACCAUGAAACC
This is a messenger RNA of Tricharina praecox, 2194 nucleotides long. Its product is annotated as coenzyme a synthetase. Lineage: Eukaryota; Fungi; Ascomycota; Pezizomycetes; Pezizales; Pyronemataceae. The record is from RefSeq and is a predicted model, not a curated record. Gene Ontology annotation, biological process: fatty acid metabolic process. Gene Ontology annotation, molecular function: medium-chain fatty acid-CoA ligase activity. The transcript has 3 exons. The coding region runs from base 170 to 1918 and encodes 582 amino acids.